AUGUGGGAGUACUACGAGAACAAGUCGGUUCUGGUGACAGGCGGAUCUGGGUUUCUAGGUACAGCCAUCGUCCAUCGCGUACUCACGACCACUUCAGUGUCGUGUAUCUACUUGAUAUGUAGAGGAGGUAUUGAGAAACUCCAAGCCAGGUGGAGACAAUGGUUACCUCAUGGGGUAGUAGAUAAACUUUGUGAUCCAAAUCGCCUGAUUGUGUUCGAUGGUGACAUUCUACUCCCCGAUCUGGGGCUCUCAAUAGUCGAAUUGGACACCGUACGAAACAAUGCUAGCAUCGUGAUUCAUACGGCAUCCUCUAUCAAUCUUGUACAGCCAUUACACCGCUUGUCAAAUUCGAUCAUCGAAGCCACUGAAAUGAUCGCAGAGUUAGCUCUUACAUUCAAAACACUUGAACGCUUCGUCUAUGUAUCUACCGCCUAUGCAAACACUCACAUCUAUACUCGGAGUCCAGAAUGGGACUCAAAAAUCGACGAGGAGAUAUAUGAGCUUUCAACAAACCAAAGCAGCCCUCUUGAUGAGUUCGAUGAAGUGCGCAAAAAUGGAACAAGCCUGGCAUAUGAAGCGGAAAACUUUCCCUGGGCCUAUGCCUAUUGCAAACACCUGGCAGAAAGGUUGCUGGUACACCUAUUCGGUGAUCGUGCUGCAAAAGAAAAGAUCCUCAUUAUUCGUCCGUCCGUCAUCGGCCCUUCUCAGCAGCUCCCAUUUCCAGGUUAUGUCAUGCCUAUGUCGUCCCCAUGCACAAUGCUUGCCGCAGCAUUAGCCUUGGCCCCACAUUGGCAUAUACGGAUUGCAACAAGUAUGGAGAAUCCAUCCCUGGAUGCUCAUUACGAUGAAGUCCCUGUUGAUGUGGUUGCAGACCGCCUUCUUUGUCAUCUUGCUAUUGGAUCGCACGGCUGUGUUCAUGCAGUUAGCGGGGUCAGGUCUCGAAUGAGACUAGAGGCAUUCCGGCAAUCACUGACAAAGCUUCGUCGGAUUCCCUGGGAUCUGCGGCCUGUGUGGGUAGCAGGUGAUUGGAAAUCUCCGGACCAACAUCCAAUAAGUCGACUGUAUGGAAUUUUGGGAACUUCAUUCGCCUUCUCGGAGGACAGAACAAUAGCCAUGCGCCAGGCACUUUCUGAGAAGGAGUGUUUGGAUCUGCAAUUGUUUACAGAAAUUGAUAUGAGCGAUCAUCUCCUGACUAGGACUGAGCACAUUCGUUAUGCUAUGGAUCAAUUUGCUCGCAAGAGUGUGCUGGCAUGGCUGAUAGUCUGGCUCUUUUAUUCCAACUAUGGUAAAGCCAACUGUUCUGCUCAGCUGUGA
Penicillium soppii is the source of this 1314-nucleotide messenger RNA. RefSeq lists its product as uncharacterized. Bases 1 to 1314 code for a protein of 437 amino acids. Gene Ontology annotation, biological process: long-chain fatty-acyl-CoA metabolic process. The transcript is spliced from 2 exons. Gene Ontology annotation, molecular function: alcohol-forming very long-chain fatty acyl-CoA reductase (NADP+) activity. NCBI's taxonomy places the organism in Eukaryota, Fungi, Ascomycota, Eurotiomycetes, Eurotiales, Aspergillaceae. The record is from RefSeq and is a predicted model, not a curated record. Gene Ontology annotation, cellular component: peroxisome.